GAAGUUCGUGUCAGGUAUGCACCAAGCCCCACCGGUUUGCCUCAUAUCGGAAACAUUCGCACUGCCCUCUUCAACUGGCUGUUUGCCAGGCACCACGGGGGAAAGUUCAUUGUUCGUAUUGAGGACACAGACCAAGAGAGGCUCGUGCCGGGUGCAGUUGACGGUAUACUGGACGGUCUGGAAUGGCUGGAUAUCGACUGGGAUGAAGGGCCCCGGGUAGGAGGGGAUUUUGGUUCCUACUUCCAGUCCGAACGACUUCACCUGUACCACGCCGAGGCCGAGAGGCUGAUACUGCAGGGAGACGCAUAUCGAUGCUAUUGCACCCGAGAGCGUUUGGCUGCUGUGAGGACGGAGCAAGAACGGAACAAGCAGGCCUUGGGCUAUGACGGCCACUGCCGCCACCUCAGCGACGGCGAAAAGAGCUCCUACGAGAGCGAAAAUGCCCCUUCAGUAGUUCGUUUUGCCAUGCCGGACACCGGCGUUACCCGCUUGAACGACCUGAUUCGAGAUGAGGUGGAGUGGCAAAACGAGCUGGUAGAUGACUUCAUACUGCUGAAGUCGGACGGCUUUCCCACUUAUCACCUGGCAGUCGUGACCGAUGACCACCGCAUGCAGAUCAGCCAUGUUCUGCGUGCCGAGGAAUGGCUGUCCAGCGCUCCCAGGCAUUUGCAAUUGUAUCGAGCUCUUGGCUAUACACCGCCGGAACACGGGCACCUGCCAAUGAUAUUGGGUCCAGACCGGGCAAAGCUUUCCAAGCGACACGGCGCGACGUCCAUACUUGAGUACCGUGACGACGGGUUUCUUCCAGAUGCCCUGCGAAAUUUCAUGGUCCUGCUGGGCUGGUCGCUGGAUGACAAGACGGAAAUAAUGCGUGCCCAGACAGUAGUCGACAAUUUCACUCUUAACCGGGUGGGCAAACCGGCGGCGAUCUUCGACCGGGAAAAGCUGUCGUGGAUGAACGGCAUAUAUGUUCGGGAAAUGGCACCCCAAGACUUGGCUGAUGCAAUGAUCCCCUUCCUUGAAAAGGGAUUGGCCCCCGAUCUUUUGCCUGUGGACGACAAAUAUCUGCUGCGAAUAGUUCCGCUAAUUCAGGAAAGGCUAAAAUUGCUUUCAGACGCACCUGACAUGGUCGCCUAUUUCCUCGAGGAACAGCCCGUGUACGAUCCCUCUAAUCUGGUGCAGCGAGGAAUGUCCGAAGGAGAGGCUGUGAAGGCACUGGACCGGUCUCUCUUAGCGCUGGCGGACGCCGAAUUCAGCACCAGUGCUCUGGAGGAGCGGUUGCGGGCCCUGGGUGAGGAACUGGAGUUGACUCCACGACGGUUCUUUGGGACUCUUCGCUGGGCCGUUACAGGGCGCAAUGUAUCUCCCCCGUUGUUUGAAACGAUGGAAGUGCUGGGCCGGGACAGAGUAUUGUCACGACUGGCAUGGGCCAAGGCCCAGUUGAACGACUGA
Messenger RNA from Geodia barretti, 1452 nucleotides. The record is from the annotation of a GenBank genome assembly. NCBI's taxonomy places the organism in Eukaryota, Metazoa, Porifera, Demospongiae, Tetractinellida, Geodiidae.